Molecule: messenger RNA, 3043 nt
Organism: Paralichthys olivaceus (Japanese flounder)
Lineage: Eukaryota; Metazoa; Chordata; Actinopteri; Pleuronectiformes; Paralichthyidae
Gene: gpatch1
Product: G patch domain containing 1
Biological process (GO): mRNA processing
Cellular component (GO): nucleus
Molecular function (GO): RNA binding
Source: RefSeq, a predicted model, not a curated record
AUUAUUCCAUUAACGCUUCGCGGGUCGCGGGGAGGUUUGUCCCUGUGCAUUUUCCGUAGUUGUAGCAGAAACAUGGCGUCGGACAGUGACAGCGACGAGGACUUCGUGACUUUCGGGACUCCGCUGGAGCCUCUGGAGGAAGACGAGCCGACGAAGAAGCCCGUCCCGCUCCACGAGCAGACGGUGAAAGAUGAGAAGGGACGAUACCAAAGGUUCCACGGAGCGUUCACCGGAGGAUUUUCAGCCGGUUACUACAACACGGUUGGCUCAAAAGAAGGCUGGACCCCGUCAACCUUUGUGUCGUCACGGCAACAGAAAGUUGAGAAACAACAUGUCAGGCCCGAGGACUUCAUGGACGAGGAGGACUUCAGCGAACACGGCAUCGCUCCUGCUCAGAUCACCACCAGUCAGGAGUUCUCGUCCAGCCACAGAGACAAGGCCAGAGAGAAGGCGAGAGCCGUCAACGCUCAGGCGGCGCUGAUCCCUGGAGACACUCUGCUGGAGGAGCUGAUCGCACCGGCCAGGUUGUCCAUCGGGGUGGAGCUGCUGAGGAAGAUGGGAUGGAAGGAGGGUCAGGGGGUGGGGCCUCGUGUGAAGAGGAAAGCUCGUCGACAGCAGACGGAAGGUGAAGCCAGGUCUUACGGCUGUGUGCUGCCCCCUGCUGGCUCAGAGGACUCAGAGGAGGACGAGGACGACUUUGCUCCAGAGAACGUGACCUUUGCCCCAAAGGACGUGACUCCUGUGGACUUCACCCCCCGGCUCGGAGUUCAGGGUCUGGGGUACCGUGGUCUGGACCCGGGUCUGGCACUGCUGGGCCGCGGUGCCCCUGAACACAUCAACCUGUUCAAACCUCAUUCUGAGACCAGGAGUCAACUGUUCGGAGACGCACAGCGGGGCUCCCGCAGAGGAGGAGUGGCUGGACAGGCGUUUGGUGUUGGGGCCCUGGAGGAUGAUGAUGAAGACGUGUACCACAGAGACUCCAUGUCCCGGUACGACACGGUGCUGGGAGGAGAGGAGCCUGGAGACGGACUGUACGGCUGGACGGCUCCACAGCAGUACACCAAGAAAAGAGAUAAAAACAAAGAUGCGUCAUAUCUUGGAAAAAUCCUGGAGGGAUUCACUUUGGCUCAAAAACCUCAUGAGGAGAAAACGAUCUUCCCUCCCCCCACUCUGCCCCGUGACUACAGACCCGUCCAUCGCUUCCAUCCGUCCGUCCACGUCACUCGUCUCUCUGGGGUCAGUCCUGCGCUGGCCGAGGCUUUGAGGACCUCCAGGGGCCACAUGGUUAAAGAGGAGCCCCAACAAGCAGGACGGCACCAGAUGGACUCCAGCCAGAGGGGGGCGCUGCUGGGAGAGGAUGCCCUGCAAGGUCCCAGUUCAGUGAUGGAGCUGCUGAGGCCUGAAGACAGAGAGCGACUCCUCAACCUCCGCAACUCCUCCAACACGCCCUCCGCCAAUGCUACCGCCAACGACUCCCGUCGUGCCGUCAGCUCAGGUGGGUUGAUGGUGGGGUCAUUGGCGGGGCUUUCAGCUCAGAGCAGCGCAGCCUCCUCCUCCUCCUCCCCCGGCCUCCAGCAGCAGCAGGAGGCUCUGGCGUCGUGGCGAGGUGUCCAGUCGUCGUCACAGACCUUCAGACCGUUUGACAACAAUCCCAGCAAACAGGCACGUUACGAGCUGUACCUGAACUGCCUCAGACAGGGAGACAAAGACGCUCUGGAGCAGAGUAUGGACUCGGGUAUGACAGAGUGGGAGCGCAGCAGGGAGAGGGAGGAGUUUGUCCGAUCCUCCAUCUUGUACAGACCCAUGUCCUCGUCGCUCUCGUCCCGCUUCGCCAGAGCCAAAGACGAGGAGAACGACGACACGGUGGAGGUCAGCCGGGACGAGGAGGGCGACGUGGACGACAAACAAGCUGCUGUCAAGAUGAAGAUGUUUGGAAAACUGACCAGGGAAACGUUUGAGUGGCACCCGGACAAGCUGCUCUGCAAGAGGUUCAACGUCCCCGACCCGUACCCCGGGUCUGGCAUGUCGGGUCUGCCGAAGGUCAAGAGAGACAAGUUUUCUGUCUUCAACUUCCUGACUGUGACGGAGAGCAGAGAGACCACAGCUCCUCCAAAGUCUCCAGAGACGAAGAAGAAGUCGAGGUGGGAUGUUUCAAACCAGAAGAAGAAGAAGAAGGAGGAAGAAGAAAAGAAUGAGCCCCAAAACCAACCAGAGACCAAACCUGUUCAAACCUCAGCACCUGCUUUACCUGCCUGCGGCCACAGCAACGACCAGACUGAAGACGCCACUGAGUCGGAGGAUCAGCAGAGCUCAGACAAGAAGAAGGAAGGUGAUGAAGAGGAGGAAGAGGAGGAGAGCAGACCUCCUAUGGAUCUGUUUAAGGCCAUCUUCGCCAGCUCGUCUGAUGAGAAGUCAUCGUCAUCGGAGGGAGAGAGUGAUGAGGAGGAGGACACGAAAGGGGAAGAGGGAAAAAUCAACACACAGCCUCUGAACCUCUUUAACAUCUCAAAUGUCAAGUCCUCCAUCACGUCCUCCUCCACCUCUGUUACCUCUGCCACCACCUCCAGCAGCCAGACAGCCGUGGUUUUGAGUCAGAGCUCGUCACAGGAGGAGUUUGGCCCGAAGCUGCCGCCUCCAUCAGCUGCUCUCAUCAGAGGAGGCGCCACCUCGAUCCGCUCCCUCAAAGAAGAAGAGAAACCUCGGAGGACGAACAAAGAGAAGAAACACAAGAACAAGAAGCAGCACAAAGACAAGAAGAAGAAGAAACACAAGAAGCACAAACACAAAGCGAAGCAGCAGAAGAAGAGUAAGAAGAAGGAGGAGUCGGACAGCAGCGACGACAACAGAGAAGAGGACAGUGACGGACAGGUGUCGACAGAGGAGCUGCUGAAAAGACUGAAGUCACAUCAGACGAGGUGAAGCAGAACGUUUGUCCUCUGUGAGGACGACCAGCUCCUGUCUCCUUCUGCACUCGCUUCAUUUUAUUCCUAUUUGAAAUAAUAAAAUGUAACUUUUUCUGCCGAUACAUUUUGUCUUCGCUCUU